Nomia melanderi (Alkali bee) is the source of this 1748-nucleotide messenger RNA. Its product is annotated as aromatic-L-amino-acid decarboxylase. Gene Ontology annotation, biological process: catecholamine metabolic process; carboxylic acid metabolic process; amino acid metabolic process. Gene Ontology annotation, cellular component: cytoplasm. Lineage: Eukaryota; Metazoa; Arthropoda; Insecta; Hymenoptera; Halictidae. Gene Ontology annotation, molecular function: pyridoxal phosphate binding; aromatic-L-amino-acid decarboxylase activity. The record is from RefSeq and is a predicted model, not a curated record.
UCGGCGCGACACGUGCGCCAUAAAAUUCGAACUAUCUUGAUUGUGUAUCGACCAAUAGUUUUCUGUGAAAUUCCAUUCCGUGUCCGUUACGCAGUUUUGAACGAAAUUUCUACAUUUGUUAAUGACGAGUCGUUAAGUAUUUCACAGGGCAUUUUAUUGUAAUGUUUUGUUGAAGUGAAGUGUUGAAGCGUUACAAUUGUUACGGUCACGCAAGGAUAUUUUUAAAGAAAAUUCAGUUAACCAUGGACACGAAGGAUUUCAUUGAUUUCGGCAAGGCUGCCAUCGAUUUUGUUGCAAAUUAUACCGAAAACAUAAGAGAUGAGAACGUCCUUCCGGAUGUUGAGCCUGGUUAUCUCAGUGAAUUGCUGCCAAGCGAAGUUCCACACAAGGGAGAAAAAUGGCAAGAAAUAUUGGAAGAUGUAAAGAGAUACAUUAUGCCGGGGGUAACUCACUGGAAUUCACCUAAUUUUCAUGCAUUUUAUCCUUCUGGAAACUCUUAUCCUGCGAUUGUCGGUGAAAUUAUAUCCGCUGGUAUCGGUUGUGUCGGAUUUACGUGGUUGGCUUCACCGGCGUGCACCGAACUCGAAGUCAUUACAAUGAACUGGCUUGGAAAAUUAAUAGGUUUGCCGAAGGAAUUUCUGAACUGCGACGAAGGUCCUGGUGGAGGCGUUAUACAGGGAUCCGCAAGUGAAGCCUCAUUCCUGUGUUUAUUAGCAGCGAAAGAACAAACAACACGUCGCAUAAAACGUCUCCAUCCAGAAUGGGACGAAGGGUUCAUAAAAUCGAAAUUAAUUGCAUAUACAUCUGAUCAAUCAAAUUCUUCUGUAGAAAAGGCAGGAAUAUUAGCAUCGGUGCCAAUGAAACUUUUACCAACCGAUAAAAAAUGUGCACUUCGAGGUGAAACAUUAUUGAAAGCGAUCGAGGAGGACUCAGAGAGAGGUCUGAUACCGUGUUACACGGUGGCCACUUUGGGAACCACCGGCACGUGUGCCUUCGACAACAUUGAAGAAUUAGGUCCCAUAUGCAACCAGAACAACAUAUGGUUGCAUGUGGAUGCCGCUUAUGCAGGUGCCGCAUUUGUUUGUCCUGAGUAUCGAAAUUUGAUGUGUGGCAUUGAAUACGCUGAUUCUUUCAACAUCAAUCCUCAUAAAUGGCUGCUUGUAAAUUUCGACUGCUCUGCACUUUGGUUGAAAGAUUCCAGACGUCUGAUCGAAUCAUUUAGUGUAGAUAGAAUUUAUUUAGCACACGACAAAGAAGGAUUAGCUCCAGAUUACAGAAAUUGGCAAAUUCCUUUGGGUCGUCGCUUCCGUUCCUUAAAACUUUGGUUCGUUCUACGAAUUUAUGGAGUAGAAGGAUUACAAGAACACAUAAGACGAACAUUAAGAUUGGCUCAGAUGUUUGAAAACUAUGUUAAGUCUGACAAUCGAUUUGAAUUGGUAAUGGAGAGAUCGCUCGGUUUAAUUUGCUUCAGACUGAAGGGCGACAAUAAAUUGACAGAAGAACUACUUAGCGGUUUGACAGCCGAGAAGAAAAUUUAUGUUGUACCAGCGACGUUUCAUAAGAAAUUUAUCGUUCGUUUCGUAGUGUGUAGCAGGUUGUCUAGAGAAGACGACAUUACUUUUGCGUGGAACGAGAUCACGAAACAGGCGGCGGAAGUUUUGAGAUCGCAACCACCAGCCUUUGCGGAAAAGAUAGAAAGUAUGAAUCUGGACAUAAAAACGCCAAAGAUAUCGUAGAGUUUAUUAAUG